AUGAACACCUACUCCACACCCGCGUACGGCUCAGGCAGUUCUGGAGGUGGUGACGGUGGCUCAGGUUAUCAAAGCUGCAUGCAGGUGUGCGCUGCGUCCUAUGGUGCUCCUACGAUGGCAUCCUCUGUAUGGUCCGCUCCCCCCGCUACGACUACUGCAGCGGGUAGUUCUGGUUGCACGCACACUGUUAUUGUUGCUCCUACCCAGGGCGUUUUGCGUUAUGUGCCUUUCGCCAUCAAUGCGUCCGUUGGUGACACCGUUGCAUUUGUCUGGAAUGCCAACAAACAUACUGUUACAAAGUCAUCCGAACUGGCGAUCUGCAAUAAAACUUCGGACAUGCCAUUUACUUCUGGGGUGCAAAAUCAGAGCUUCGUUUUCACCCAAAAGGUCAACGAUACCAAUACAACAUUCUUCUACUGUGGAGUUACUGGACACUGUCAGAAAGGAAUGUUCGGUAUCCUAAACCCUCCCAAUGCUAUAACCGGUAGCAAUGCAACGGUUUCCGGUAUGAUGCCUGUCAUGGCUUCGAACAGCUCGAACAUGACUGCAAUGGUUCAGUACACCCAAAUGGUGACGGCGAACAAUACCGUGGCUGGCAACUGGGGUGGAAACAUCGACAUGAGCAGCAUGCCUGAAUCGUCCUACCAAUACAUGCUGGAAAAUGUGUUGUAUACGCGAACUUUCCUAGCCGCUAACCCUGAAGUUUUGUCAGCAGACGGCGUUGUCAACCUUUCUAGCGCGGGAACUACACCACUCAUAAUUCCAAAGGAUAUCAAUGUCGCUGCCGCUAAUUCCCCCAUAGAGCCCACGUCUUCUGGAUCUCCCACUUCUGGAUCACCGACUGCCGAAACUACCAGCAGCAGUACUGGCAAGCCCUCAACAGGUGGUGCUAGGAGCCUCGGUUCAUCAAGCAUUCUCAUCACUGUUGUUGUCACCUCCCUUGCGUUCGUCCUAUGA
Suillus clintonianus is the source of this 957-nucleotide messenger RNA. RefSeq lists its product as uncharacterized. Gene Ontology annotation, molecular function: electron transfer activity. NCBI's taxonomy places the organism in Eukaryota, Fungi, Basidiomycota, Agaricomycetes, Boletales, Suillaceae. The record is from RefSeq and is a predicted model, not a curated record. The transcript is spliced from 7 exons. The coding region runs from base 1 to 957 and encodes 318 amino acids.